Branchiostoma belcheri (Belcher's lancelet) is the source of this 462-nucleotide messenger RNA. RefSeq names its product tankyrase-2-like. The record is from RefSeq and is a predicted model, not a curated record. The transcript has 4 exons. Gene Ontology annotation, molecular function: protein binding. The coding region runs from base 1 to 462 and encodes 153 amino acids. Lineage: Eukaryota; Metazoa; Chordata; Leptocardii; Amphioxiformes; Branchiostomatidae. Gene Ontology annotation, cellular component: cytoplasm; nucleus.
AUGGACGGAAGAGAACAGGAGAACAUGGAGGAAGACAAGGAGUCCGGGUCAGAGAAGUCCGGGUCUGGAGAGUCGAGUUGGGAGGACGAGGUUGAAGACGAGGAGGCGCUGUGGGAGGCUGCACGGGAAGGAGACACUGACAGAGUGAAGCAGCUGUUAGCGGAGGGAGUCAACCCUGAUGCUACUGGCCCUUGGGAAGACACACCCCUCCAUGACGCAACUAGAUCGGGCCGCCCCAAGUGUGCGGAAAUACUGCUGCAGCACGGGGCUGAUGCCGGUCUCAGGAACGAGUAUGGUCAAACGGCGGAGGAUAUCGCUGCAGAUGAGGACAUCAGUAACGCUGAUCCGUACAACAAAGAUGAUGAAGAACGAAUCACUCGUGGUAGAAAGGAAAUACUGAAGCUUCUCCGACAACAGAAUAAUGUGAGUCGCUUCAAAACUUACAUGAUGCAAAAAUCAUGA